GAUGGGUUUCUGCUUGACGUAGAGGGCCGUCUCGCGCAGAACUCAAUUGCAAAAGAUGCUGCCGCGCCACCAACACACGCCCACGACGUCGUCGGCGGCCUCGAGUGCGAGUGCGACGGACGCUGCCCGCGACGUGCGCGGAAUUCUCCACUACUACCUCGACGAGUGCACGCGCGCGCGGGCGACGGACGAGUGGAAAAAGAUCAAGGAAAAGGGCGCGUUGCAGCUCUUUCAGAAGAAGCGCACCAAGCGACCGCGCGUCGAUGGCACCGAGAGCGACUCAUCGAUGGUCUCGGCGACGUCCAACUGCUCGUCCCUCGGAUCUUCCUCGUCGACAUUGGCACUCGCGCCACCCGUGUUUACGUACCACGGCGUCCAGACCCUCGAAGGCUGCUCGCUCCACGACAUUCAGAAUCUGCUCUGCGUGCGCCAGACAUCGGAGUUUCGAGCGACCAUGAAGCUCUUGCACGGCAACGACUUUGUCGACGGCGCGAUCCUCUCGUCGUCCACGAUCGAUGCUUCCGUGUUUUCGACCACGAAUUGGUUUGCACUCAAGUCAUCGACCGUGCUCGCAAAGGACAAGGGCUUUUGCAUGCGGUCGUACGCGCACAUUGUGGGGCCGCCGAAUGCGGCAGCCCGAACGCUGGUCUGGACGCUGCAGCCCAUGCACCACCCGACGCCGAAUCUACUCUACCACGUCAACAAAUACAAGCGCAUGCAGUGGGAGCUCGGUCUUGUCGUCGAAGAGGUCUCGCCCACGUCACUCCGCGUCUCGUGCCGGUGCCAGUCGAGCGACAAGCGCCUCAUGCCCGCGGGCGCCCGCGUCGUCUGGAACAUGCUCUCGCAGCUGCAGCCAGCGAUUCGGACGCUGCAAGCGUCCCACGUCAAGUCGCUCGUUGCCGAGUCGCAAUGGGUCAAGGACGACGACCGUCCGAGCUGUUUGCAGUGCGAUGCCGAGUUUACCACGUUUCGCCGCCGACACCACUGCCGGACGUGCGGCGAAGUCGUGUGCGCCAGCUGCUCGUCCAUUCACAUUGUUGCUCUCGCGCGCGGGCCCAUGAAGAUCCGGAUGUGCGCCAAGUGCCUUGAGCGCGAUGCGGAGACGCCGCUCGACGACGCGCGCCUCGCUGCACUCGCUGGUCGGUCGAGCCACAGCUUUCAGUCGACCGCCCGCAGCUCGUCCAUGGACGGCCUCGAGAGCGCCGAGACGUUUAGCCUCCUCCGGAUCGCCGACGCGCUCGGCCAAAUCGACCCCGAUGCGUAGGCAGCGGCGUCUUCCUCGAUCCUACGAGCUUCAAUCAUUCGACCACUGUACCAUACGUAGUUUCGGCGUGGGAGGGCUAACCUUUCCGCGCCGGUUGUUAAAUCCCAAGUAACAUAGCUGUGCUUUUAGUAGGC
Molecule: messenger RNA, 1398 nt
Organism: Saprolegnia parasitica CBS 223.65
Lineage: Eukaryota; Oomycota; Saprolegniomycetes; Saprolegniales; Saprolegniaceae
Exons: 2
Coding region: 56-1264 (402 amino acids)
Molecular function (GO): metal ion binding
Source: RefSeq, a predicted model, not a curated record